CUCUCUCCAGGAUCUGAGGAUGAUGAGGGGCAUGACAGCUCUACCCGGGAGAACCUCGGCCGAAUCCAGUUCAGCGUUGGUUACAGUUUUCAGGAAUCUACCCUGACUGUCAAAAUAUUGAAAGCUCAGGAGCUGCCAGCCAAGGAUUUCAGUGGUACCAGUGAUCCUUUUGUCAAAAUUUACCUCCUGCCAGAUAAAAAACAUAAGCUAGAGACAAAAGUGAAAAGGAAGAACUUAAACCCACAUUGGAAUGAGACCUUUCUCUUUGAAGGUUUCCCUUAUGAGAAAGUGGUACAGCGGGUCCUCUAUCUGCAGGUCCUGGAUUAUGAUCGAUUCAGCCGUAAUGAUCCCAUCGGGGAAGUCUCUCUUCCCCUCAACAAGCUGGACUUGACCCAGAUGCAGACCUUCUGGAAAGAACUAAAGCCCUGCAGCGAUGGAAGUGGAAGCCGAGGAGAGCUACUUCUGUCACUUUGCUACAACCCUUCUGCUAAUUCUAUUGUAGUGAAUAUUAUAAAAGCUCGGAAUCUUAAAGCCAUGGACAUUGGGGGAACAUCAGACCCCUAUGUGAAGGUGUGGUUGAUGUACAAAGACAAGAGGGUGGAAAAAAAGAAGACAGUUGUGAUGAAGCGGUGCCUGAACCCUGUCUUCAAUGAGUCCUUCAUCUUUGACAUCCCCACAGAGAAACUGAGGGAGACAACCAUUAUCAUCACUGUCAUGGAUAAGGACAAGCUCAGCCGGAAUGAUGUAAUUGGAAAGAUCUACCUGUCGUGGAAGAGUGGCCCAGGCGAGGUGAAGCACUGGAAGGAUAUGAUUGCACACCCCCGACAGGCUGUGGCACAGUGGCACCAGCUGAAGGCCUGAGAGGCAGAGGCAGAGCUGCUCUGGAUUUCAGUGCACCCAGUCAACGUUUAUUGGCCACAUUCUCACUUCUUUUUGCACAACAGCUGCACCC
This is a messenger RNA of Gekko japonicus, 952 nucleotides long. RefSeq names its product synaptotagmin-7. The record is from RefSeq and is a predicted model, not a curated record. Lineage: Eukaryota; Metazoa; Chordata; Lepidosauria; Squamata; Gekkonidae. Gene Ontology annotation, cellular component: membrane; axon; synaptic vesicle. The transcript has 5 exons. Gene Ontology annotation, biological process: calcium-ion regulated exocytosis; regulation of calcium ion-dependent exocytosis; vesicle fusion. The annotation marks the transcript as partial. Gene Ontology annotation, molecular function: clathrin binding; phosphatidylserine binding; SNARE binding.